Leucoraja erinaceus (little skate) is the source of this 1322-nucleotide messenger RNA. RefSeq names its product mitochondrial dicarboxylate carrier-like. NCBI's taxonomy places the organism in Eukaryota, Metazoa, Chordata, Chondrichthyes, Rajiformes, Rajidae. Gene Ontology annotation, molecular function: oxaloacetate transmembrane transporter activity; thiosulfate transmembrane transporter activity; antiporter activity. Gene Ontology annotation, biological process: phosphate ion transmembrane transport; succinate transmembrane transport; thiosulfate transport. The record is from RefSeq and is a predicted model, not a curated record.
CCCCCCAGAGAUUGUUACAGCGACUGUAACAGCUGAGCCCGGGCUACACAGACAGACAGCGCUGCCCCAGGGUCUCCCCCACCCCACCCACCCCGGUCUCUGUGUCUGUGUCUGUGUCUGUCCCGCGGCCGCUGGUCUAGACGGCGGCGGCGACAAUGGCGGAGAAACGCGUCUCCCGCUGGUAUUUCGGCGGCUUGGCAUCGUGCGGGGCGGCGUGUUGUACUCACCCACUGGACCUGCUCAAGGUUCACCUGCAGACUCAGCAGGAGGUGCGGAGGGGCAUGACCGUGGCCCUGCAGGUGGUCCGCAACGAUGGAAUCCUCGCCCUCUACAAUGGUCUCAGCGCCUCACUCUGCAGACAGAUGACCUACUCACUGACUCGCUUCGCCAUCUACGAGACGGUGAGGGACCACAUCGCGGGCGACACCAACUGCCCCCCCGAGCUCCCCUUCUACCAGAAGGGUUCUGCUGGCGGCGGUUCACCGGGGGGUUUUGUGGGUACGCCGGCCGACAUGGUCAACGUCAGGAUGCAGAACGACGUGAAGUUGCCGCCAGAGCUGCGCCGGAACUACAAGCACGCAUUGGACGGGAUUUACCGAGUUUUCAGGGAAGAGGGAGUGAGGAAGAUGUUCUCGGGGGCAUCAAUGGCAUCGAGUCGGGGGGCACUCGUCACCAUCGGGCAGUUGUCCUGCUAUGACCAGGCAAAGCAGCUCGUGCUCAGCAGCUUCCUGAACGACAACAUCAUCACACACUUCCUCUCCAGCUUCAUCGCCGGAGGUUGUGCCACCUUCCUCUGCCAACCACUCGAUGUUCUCAAGACCCGGCUGAUGAGCUCCAAGGGGGAGUAUCGGGGAGUGUGGCACUGCCUGCAGGAGACGGCCCGUCUGGGACCCUUGGGCUUCUACAAGGUGAGUAGACAGACACCUGAUAGAGUCAGGGGUCACGUUCGGGGGUCAGGGGUCGGCUGCACGGAUGAUUUGGAAACCCCUCUGUCAAUCAUUCCGGGAUAUCAGAAAAAGAAACUGGUCCCUGCUUCUGUCAUCCAGUCAACUUAUCAACAUGUCGAAAAUGCUGCCGACCUGAGGACUAUUCCCCUGUAUUUUCUGCUCGGGGUCUGUCGGUCGAGUCCCGGGCGGCAUUUGGAACUAUUAUUGAAGGAGGUGGUUUGUAUUUUGAAGUCUUGCUUCGUUGCGGGGAAAUCCCCCAGGGUGCCCGUGGACAGCGGGUGUUCCCUCUCUAGUUCCAGCCGGGCGCGGACUAGACCCCGGGAACGGGGCGGGCAGCCGGCUCGGGCAGAGCGCUCUUCCAGCCCGGAGCCGUGA